GAAAAACAGGGUUGACAAACCGCUUCUUUGUCAAUCGAAAUUCAAAUUUUAGCAGCGGUUCACUGUCGAUCGGCGCCGUUUAACGAACAACACCGAUUUAUCUUAGGUCAAAUUCAAUGUCAAGUCUUCUGCAAAAGUAGAAAGAAGUUUUGCACGUUUCCCGUACAAAGGCUGCCUGUAUGGAUGGAGUGAGUGUCAAAGCAGUUGAGAAUCAUGAGAGGGAGCCAUGUAAGGAGAAUGUACGAGAGGAGGUUGUGCAUGAUGUUUCAGCUAAGGAUUCCAAGUUAAAGUAUAAACGUGGUUGUGAUCGUGGUCACAUGGCGUGUGUUGAGAACUUUUGGGAGGAGGCCUGGAAAUAUCGUGAUGUGGAUGUCAUUCUAUUUAAUCUUGACCCGGAUAAUGAUGAUCUUUUGGACAAGGAUGAAACUAUGGAGCUGCUCGAGGCCAGUUUAUUGGAAAUGGAAGAGGAGGAAGAAAUGGAGCAGAGAGCAAAACUGACUAAAUGUGGUAGCAGUGAGAAAGUUGAAGUUUAAUACUGUAUGAAUGACUCUACAUUGUCGCUCAAUAAGUUAAGAAUUGUGUUUGAUUGCUUGAAGAAGAGUACUAGUUACUCCACCCGUGCGUUGCACGGGAGUUCAGUAUAUUAUAAUAUUUUAAAUGCAAUUAUAUGGGGAAAAAAGUUUGAGAGUAAUCCAAUAAACUCAAAACAAUAAAUAGAUUACAAAGUAAGAUAUAUGUCAUUAUAAUAGCAAACUAAAAAGGUGUACAUGUAAGCCUGUUACAUGGUAAAAUUCACGUCUCUAAUUUUCACAGCCUAAUCGGGAAGGCCGUAAAAAAAUAUUAGUAUGUAACAUCAACUCGUUGGACUUGUUACUCACGGUACCAUCGCCACAUACCCCUUUUGAUGUGAGACAAGAGGGAGGUGGGAGGAAGCUAUCAAGGUACCAUGAG
Molecule: messenger RNA, 951 nt
Organism: Cuscuta epithymum
Lineage: Eukaryota; Viridiplantae; Streptophyta; Magnoliopsida; Solanales; Convolvulaceae
Source: the annotation of a GenBank genome assembly